Messenger RNA from Cyclopterus lumpus (lumpfish), 2806 nucleotides. RefSeq names its product E3 ubiquitin-protein ligase rnf146-like. Gene Ontology annotation, cellular component: cytoplasm; nucleus. The coding region runs from base 217 to 1350 and encodes 377 amino acids. The record is from RefSeq and is a predicted model, not a curated record. Lineage: Eukaryota; Metazoa; Chordata; Actinopteri; Perciformes; Cyclopteridae. Gene Ontology annotation, molecular function: ubiquitin protein ligase activity; poly-ADP-D-ribose binding; zinc ion binding. The transcript is spliced from 3 exons. Gene Ontology annotation, biological process: ubiquitin-dependent protein catabolic process; Wnt signaling pathway.
GUCCUCGUCUUUAUGUCAGCCCCCCUUUUUUUUUUUAUUUCGGGGAGGAAAACAAAAAAAAAAAAAAAAAAAAAAAAUCCUGUUACCGUUGGAUGUCGGAGAGCUAAGCAGUUUUGUUAGAGCCAGCGCCUCCAGGCAGUGACGAGCUUGAAGGUCCAGCAGCUCUCCUCAUGAUACAUCAGUAUUAAGGCACUUUCGUACUUUCUCAGGCUCAGGAUGGCUAGUUGUGGAGAGGUCGACCACUCUGUCAGCUCGCUUCCAUCCAGUAAGAAAGGCAACAGCAACGGUGGCGGUGGAAGCGGGAACAGUGCCGAAUCCUCGUGCUCCGGCUCCAGCAACUCGUCCCUGUCCGUACCGGAGUGCGCCAUCUGCCUGCAGAGCUGCGUCCACCCGGUCCAACUGCCGUGCCACCACGUCUUCUGUUUCCUGUGCGUGAAAGGAGCGUCCUGGCAGAGCAAACGCUGUGCUCUCUGCAGACAGGAAGUGCCGGACGACUUCCUGGAGAGGCCCACGCUUCUCUCUCCGGAGGAGCUGAAGGCAUCUGCGGGUGGUCGGGGCGGGGCAGCGAGUGACCACGCCUGGUAUUACGAGGGCCGCAACGGUUGGUGGCAGUACGACGAGCGAACCAGCCGAGAGCUGGAGGACGCUUUUUCCAAGGGCAAGAAAACCGCCGAAAUGCUGAUCGCCGGGUUUUUGUACGUGGCCGACUUGGAGAACAUGGUGCAGUACAGGCGCAACGAGCACGGUCGCCGGCGCAAGAUGAAGAGGGACGUUUUGGACAUCCCCAAGAAGGGAGUGGCGGGACUGCGUUUGGACACCGAGGGUGUUAUUGGGGCAGCCGGUCGAGAAAACUCUGCUGACGGGGCGGAUACGACAGUAGCGGGAGCACAGCAGCCGGUUACAGGUAUCCCCUCUACUGUCAUAGCCCCUCCAGCCGCUGCCAGGCCUCCCACCUCCCUCGGUGGUCAGCCUGGCAGCGGCAGCCCCACUCUGGAAGAUGCUCUCUCCCAACUGCAAAUCAGCCCUAGGCCCACACCUUCAAAUGAGCGGGCUGGGGAAGGAGAGGAAGUUGAUGAGGAAGAGGAGGUCUCACCCUCCCGGUCCUCUGACCCUCACACCUCUGUGGAUGAGUCUGGCUCUGGAGACUGGAGCGACGAUGAAGAGGAGGAGGAUGAAGAGGAGGGGGGAGAUGGAGAGCGCGUUGAGCCCUGGGAGGAUAGGCCACGGAGGCAAAGACUGAAUCCAGAGGACAGAUCCCCUCCUGGUGCAGAGUCGGCCUCGCCUCCUUCAUCCAGUAGCAGUGGAAGGUCCAGAAUGCCUGAUGGCCAGUGCACAGUGACUGAAGUCUGAAGUCAUUAAUAAUGUUCCAUUUCAUUAAUUUAUUCCUCACCGUAUGCUGUCGGUCCCUCUGUCACGGAUCGCAUAACGAACUCCCAAACAACAACAUUUUAGCAAAUUCGGUGUCUCUACUUUGCCCACAAUAAUCUGGAUGUGUCUGUAUGGUUUUGUUUUUGGUCUCAGCCACUAAAUAGAGAAGUAGAAGUCACGUUCUGGUGCCGAGAAGGGAGGCACAGCUUGUGACUGAGUCGGGGUGGAUACAGCAUGUUGUUGUGAGCCGUGACAUCCCGUACACAUCGUGUGAGGUAACAUACUUUUAUUGUGGCGUUUUUAGUUGCAGACAUGUCAUGCAUUUUCCUUUUUAUCUUCACAAAAGUGAAAGUUAAAAAAAGGUAAAAAAUGAUUUUCCACCCUGCUUCUGUCUGUUCAAGGUUGAAAUUGAUUGUCUGACCAUCCAGAGGGGGGGAAGGGGGGGAGUCGAGGGAGAAAGCAUAAAUGGGAACGUUACACCUGAAAAUGGAACCGUGUCUUUUAUCAUGAACAGCUGCAUCCUAAUUAAUCAUCUACUCUUUUAACUCUCUCCGCUAACAUAGCACACGUCAAACGGGCUCGUGAGAGCGACUCACAAAGAAUUAUUAUUAUUAUUUGUUCUUACUUCAUAUUGAACCAAUUUAUGAAGGCUUUUCUUUCCAGAUUCUGAAAUGUAUCCGGGAGUUGUGUCACUUCAGAGCAGCUUGUGUUUUGAAGGAAAUCUCUUUCGGUCGUUUAUCCAGAUAAAGAAAGUAAAUAUAAAAAGGCACUUUUGCUAUUCAGCGAUUUUCAAUUUCUCAAUUUAAUGUGCGACAACACUGUAACUCGAGAGCCCAGAGGAUUAUCUUGCUACCUGCUGAUGGUUUAUCUUUUUGAUUUGAUUGCAAUUAACCUGCGGCUUCUUAAAAACAUAUCUUAAUUAAUUUGAACCUUCCCCAGCUUUAAAUAAUUGCCAUCUUAAUGUGAAGUAUCAGUGUUUUCUCUCUGUAACCUCAUACAUAUUCUUAUCGUCCCCUGACUGAAGUAUUCUCAAUUGGUGUGUUUCUAAAGUUUUGUGAUUUGUGCAUGUUUGAAGAGAGAGUUACUUAAACACUACUGGUCGGGCAGGAGGAUGAUGAUGAUGAUGAUGAUAAUUGAUAUUUCUAUGUUGAGUCUGAGUACAUGUUUUUAUUUUGUUUUUGUUGUGUACCUUUUAUGGUUGUAAAUCUGUGUGACGUCUUGAGGCAGUCGGGAGAACGAUAACACAACGUUGCUAUUGGCAACCCUGCAGAGAUUAAGUGAUGUCAUUUUUAUAUUUCUUACAUGCUUACUUCAGCUCAGUCUUAAAGAUCUUCCAUUCUGAAGAAUAAAGUUUGUGGAACAGUUUUACUUUUGCCUUUUUUUGUUACAUGGUUUGUAAUUUAAGAAUAAAUUGUCAUUUCAUCAUCCUAAAAUGUAA